Paramuricea clavata is the source of this 5121-nucleotide messenger RNA. NCBI's taxonomy places the organism in Eukaryota, Metazoa, Cnidaria, Anthozoa, Malacalcyonacea, Plexauridae. The record is from the annotation of a GenBank genome assembly.
AUGCAUGACGUUAUUCAAUUCCUAGAAGAAAAAUUAGUGUUAAAUCCCAAAGAAUCCGAAGCUCUGCUGUCCACCCUCAACAACACUCAACUCAAAUUUCUCUACAACUUCCAAGACAACAUCAAGUCUGCCCCAUCAGCAAGAAGAUACAGUGACGAAAUUAAAGAAUUCGCAUUGACAUUGUAUUUCUAUUCUCCCAGGGCAUAUAAAUAUGUCAGGUCUUUGGUUCCACUCCCCAAUCCAUCACUGAUUAGAAAGUGGUCUUCUUCAUUCAAGUGUGAUCCAGGCUUUAUUGAUGAGGCAUUCACAUCCUUUUCUCAGAAGGUAGCUCAAUCGAGUAAUGACAAAGAUUGCUGUUUGGUAAUAGACACAAUGUCUAUCCGAAAACAAACCAUCUGGAAUCCAGAAAAAGACUCGUACUCGGGAUUUGUAGACUUUGGAAAUGAGAUUCCUAAUGAACAUCCAGAAAAAUUGGCUACAGAAGCUUUGGUUUUUCUUCUGGUAGGCACCAGAAGUCAUUGGAAAUAUCCAGUCGGAUACUUCUUGGCUGAUAAAGUGAAUGCAAAGGACCAAGCAACACUGGUAAAAAAUGUGUGGUCAGUAACAGCUGAUGGCACAGCUGUUAACAUUAGUACAUUCGAAACACUGGAGUAGGGUAUAUUUCUUCCUUAUAGCGCAAAAGAAAAAAAAGACUUUAAAAAAGAAUUCAAUUUUUUUUUUAAAAAAAGUCCUCAAGAAAAAAGUCCUCGGGACAAAAAUCCUCAGGAAAAAAAAGUCCUCAAGAAAAAAGUUUGCAGGAAAAAAAAGUCUUGAAAAAAAGUCCGCAGGAAAAAAAGUCUUAAAAAAGUCUUGAAAAAAAGUUGUGGAAAAAAAGUCUUUGAAAAAAGUCCGGGGGAAAAAGUUCGCGGGAAAAAGUCCGGGGGAAAAAAAGUCUUGAAAAAAAAUUUUUUGUGCAAGAAGAAAAAAAAUUUUUUUUUGGAGUGAGUUCAAAAAAGUUAAUUUUCCAUUUUUUUGAACCUAUGGAAAAAAUAACUUUUUUCAUAGAAAAAAUGUGAGUUCAAAAAAGUUAAUUUUCCAUUUUUUUGAACCUAUGGAAAAAAAUAACUUUUUUCAUAGAAAAAUGUGAGUUCAAAAAAGUUAAUUUUCCAUUUUUUUGAACCUAUGGAAAAAAUAACUUUUUUCAUAGAAAAAUGCGAGUUCAAAAAAGUUAAUUUUCCAUUUUUUUGAACCUAUGGAAAAAAUAACUUUUUUCAUAGAAAAAUGCGAGUUCAAAAAAGUUAAUUUUCCAUUUUUUUGAACCUAUGGAAAAAAAAAAUGGGUAUAAGAUAAAAGGCUCACAAGUAUUUAUAGGGGAGUGAAUUUAGCAUUGGGGAAGAGCCGACGGCAAUCGUUGGAAGAUUCUCUUCCCCUAGGUUUUCUUUUCUGUAUGCCUUCAUUUUUUUUUCCGUAAUCGAAAAAAAAUAUAUAUCCCGAUACUUUUUUGAAAGUAUCGGGAUUUUUUGCAUCUAAUAAAUGAAGGUAUAUAGUAGCAAAGAAAACCUCCCGUUUUUGCGUCGCAUGCAUGGUUUGAUGGUUGCGAACGAUCGACGGGUUGAAAAAGAGCGUGUUGAUUUGGAAAGAAAAAGAAAGGCAAAGAUUGUCGAAGAAAAGAGUUGGGAAAAAAGUAUUGCGAAAGAAGAAAGUCGUCGUCGCGGCGUGUUGCGUCGGGAAAAGGCUGCGGAGAAGAGGCGUGCGUCGGCUGAAAAGAGACGUGUUCGCUAGGAGGCUAUUCGUCGAAAACAAUCAACCGAGACGAUCGUUCAACGGGAUCGUCGUCUUCGUCGUAACGAACGUGCGCGUGUGAGAAAUGCAGAAAAACGGGAAGCGGCGAGAAGAUAUUUUGAAUUGACUCCCGUUCUGGAUGAUUCGGCAAUUCGUGGAAUGGUGCGUCGAUAUCGUAUCGAACCGACGACUGCAUACGAUCCCAUUCCGUUUUUGGAAGCAGUUCGUCCUAGAGUUCGCGAACUUUUAGACGAAUUACGCGGAAGUCGAUCUCGAAACAUCCGUUUGGAAUUUGUAUGUUUGAUGGGAAAGGAAUUGGAGGGUGGACGAGAAGAAUUGAAAGAAGUUUCGUUCAUAACGGGUAAUUUUAAACUUCACGGUGUGGAUACGUUAACGGAUGAGAUUUGGGGAAAAAUGAAGGAUAAAAUAUUAGAAGAGUUUUCGCGUUAUCAAAAAGGUGGAAGUAAUUUCGUGGUAAAAAGAGUUCAACGUUUAUUUGUUCACGUUGGCAGAUUCAUUCCAUUUCGUGGAAGAGGUCCUUCGAUCCCUCUCCCCGAACAUUUAAGGAAAAAGCGUUCGUUGAUCACGAUGCAGAAUACGGACGACGAAUGUUUCAAGUGGGCGACGACGCGAUUUUUGAAUCCGGUGGAAAAAGAUCCGGGUAGAAUUACGAAGAAACUUUGUAAACAGGCGGAGGAGUUAUAUUGGAAGGGUGUUGAAUUUCCAACGCCGAUCGAUGGAAAAUCCAUCGAUAAUUUUGAAAAAAAUAACGGUGUAAACGUGAACGUUUUUUCGUGGGACGAAGACGAUGGAUUUCAUCCGAUACGAAUCAGUAAAAAAUUUUCGUCGGGUGGAACGACAACGAUUUCGUGAACGAAGUCGUCGAAAAAGUUCGCGAUUUUUUCAAAAAGACGCACGAUCUCAUUCCCAUGGAAAAAUUAUCAUGCAAUCAAGAAAAUUCCCACCGAUCGAAAACAAAAUGUCAUGUGUGUCGUCGUGAAUUUUGCGUGGGGAACGAAGAAGAAUUUGAGAGAGGGGAAGUGAAUAUAUUAAUUCCAAGGGUUCGCAAGGUUCACGAUCAUUGUCAUUUCACUGGAAAAUAUCGCGGUGCCGCUUGUAACGCGUGUAAUUUGGCAGUGUGUGAGCCCGAUUUCGUUCCGGUGUAUUUUCAUAAUUUAGAGGGAUACGAUGCGCAUUUGAUCAUUCAUGCGUUGGCAAAAAUUCCGGGUAGGUUUAAAUGUAUUUCCAGGACCGAACAGAAUUACAUAUCUUUUGAAAAAGGAAUUUUGGUGGGUCCUUUUAGGGAUGGGAAAUCGGGCGGGGAAUAUUACGAGACGGUAUGGAUUCGAUUUUUAGAUUCAUGCAAGUUGAUGCAAUCGUCGUUAGAUAAGUUGGCGCAGGGAUUAAACAAAAAGACGGAUUUCGUUCAUCUGGAUCGUCAUUGUGAUGUAAUGGGGUAUACGAGGAAACAACGAGAAUUAUUGAAGCAGAAGGGUGUUUAUCCGUACGAGUAUAUGACGGAUCAUAAAAAAUUGGACGAACGAAAGCUUCCUCCGAAGGAAAAAUUUUAUAGUGGAUUAACGGGUGAAGAUAUAUCCGACGACGAUUACGAACGUGCAAAAAUCGUGUGGAAAAUUUUUAAGAUGGAAAGCAUGCGUGAUUAUCACGAAUUAUAUUUGGUGACGGAUACGUUAAUUUUGGCAGACGUGAUCGAAAAUUUUCGUAAGAAAAGUCGUGGUACUUACGGAUUAGAUCCUCCGUGGUUUUACACGGCACCGGGAUUAUCGUGGGAAGCGGCAUUAAAAAAGACGGGUGUAAAAUUAAGAUUGAUUUCCGAUCCGGAAAUGUUUAGAUUUAUCGAACGUGGAAUUCGUGGUGGAAUCAGUACGUCGGUGAUGCGUUACGGAACGGCUGACAAUAAGUACGUUGGAAUUUCUAAAAUUCCCGACAAGAUCAUCGAAAUGAUGUGUGACUUGGAUUCAAAAAUCAGGAACGAUCCGUCCGAGAUUGAUAAAAAAGUUUUGGAUUUUGAGAACGAGGUCUGUAAUUUUUUAUGGGAUUAUAGUCAAGAGGAUGACGAUCAAAUUAUGACGUACGUUUCCAAAAAUUUAGUGCGAUGGGUGACGAGUCUUCGUUAUCGUGAGAAAGAGGAUGAUUCCACCUUCAUUCCGUAUUUGGAUGCAAACGGAUUGUAUUCCGAGGCGAUGUUGCAUCCGUUACCGUACGACGAUUUCGAAUGGAUGAAAGACGUUGAAAAAGAAUGGGAUCGUCUUCCGGAAGGAAAGGGUUGUUUUUUAGAAGUGGAUUUAGAUUAUCCGGAAGAACUUCACGAUCUUCACAACGAUUGUCCGCUCGCUCCCGAAAGAAUGUUGACGAAGAGCGGUAUCGAAAAAUUGGCACCGAAUUUACGGAACAAAAAGAAUUACAUUCUUCAUGUGGAAAACUUAAAGUUUUAUCUCGAUCACAGUUUAAAAUUAUUAAAAAUUCACGGAGGUUUAAAAUUUUCAGAACGUCCGUGGCUGGCGGAAUAUAUCCACAUGAACAUCGAACUCCGUAAGAAAGCGACGACAGAAUUCGAGAAAAAUUUCUACAAAUUAAUGUGUAACGCUAUUUUUGGAAAGACGAUGGAGAAUGUGAGAAACCGUACGGAUAUCCGUUUGGUAAACAACGACAAGGAUUGGAAUAAGUUGGCAAGGAAAUGGAAUUUCAAAAAAGCGACGAUCUUUUCAGAAGAUUUGGUGGCUACCCACAUGGGAAAGACGGAAAUUUAUUUGAAUAAACCUAUUUAUGUGGGUGCGGCAAUUCUGGAUCUGAGUAAGAUUCACAUGUAUAGAUUUUUCUACGAUUAUUUGAAACCUAAAUUUGGAAAAGAUAUAAGAUUGAUGUACACGGAUACGGAUUCGUUCAUCUUGUACGUGAAGACCAACGAUUUUUUCAAGGAUAUUUCGAACGACGUGGACGAAUGAUUUGAUACGAGUAAUUUUCCCAGCUCGCAUCCUUCGGGAAUUCCGUGUGGAAAAAAUAAGAAGGUGUUGGGUAAGAUGAAAUUCGAGACGGAAUCGGAUCAGAUCGUCGGCUUCGUGGGAUUGCGUGCGAAACUGUAUGCGUACAAAUUGGAAAACGAUAAGGAAGGAAAAAGGGCGAAGGGAAUUAAAAACGCAACGAUUAAAGGAGAAACAAUGGCGCGAGAUGGACGUGAUUCGUAGCUACGAACAUCAUCUUCACACGGAACGAAUUACGAAAGUGGCGUUAUCGUCGGACGACGAUAAACGUUACAUUUGUAAGGAUGGAAUUCGUACGUUGGCGUGGGGGCAUCAAAAUAUUCCGGAAGGAAGAGAUAAUAUUACAGGGGGAUUGUGA